Molecule: messenger RNA, 4028 nt
Organism: Prorocentrum cordatum
Lineage: Eukaryota; Dinophyceae; Prorocentrales; Prorocentraceae
Source: the annotation of a GenBank genome assembly
CUCCAGCAGCGCCGCUGUGGCUCGAGCCGCCCGGGCUCGAGCAGCGCGCCCGCCGACCGGGCGCGAGGCUUUUCCAAGUCGUGGCCGCCGCCCCCCGCGGCCGGGGCGGCCAGGAGGCACCCCCAUCGCUGGGAUCGGCUACGGGUCGCGUCCUGCGCGUAGCCGCUGGGAGGCGGAGCGCUCGAUGUCGCUCCUGCCGGGGCAGGCGCCCACCAAGAAGCUGAGACUGGACGAGGCGCUGAAGCCAGCAGGACUCGGGAUAUGAGGGCGGCGUGGGCCGAGGCGCCAAGGUGCCCAUGCAGACUCGCGCGGACAUGGGCUUCGGCGGCGCCGUGCCGCCGAAGAGAGGCACCGACGCCAUGUUCGGCAACGCCCCUCCGGGCUACGUGCCCGGGCGUGGCCGUGGCGCCACGGGCUUCAUCGGCGGCGUCAGCCGAGACGAGGUCGACCGCGACGACGACAAGGCCGACCUCGGAGACUCCAACUACGACGAGUUCAGCGGCUACUCGGGCUCGCUCUUUUCCAACAUGGAGUACGAUGAGGAGGACAAGGAGGCGGACGUCGUCUACGACCGCGUGGACGUGAAGAUGGACGACCGCCGCCGCAAGCAGCGCGAGAAGAAGAUGCGCGAGCAGAUCAGGGAGCUCCGCGCCGAGAAGCCCACUAUCCAGCAGCAGUUCGCCGACCUUAAGCGCGAGCUGGCGACCGUCAGCAACGAGGAGUGGGAGGGCAUCCCAGAGGCGCAGGAGCACCUGAAGGUGAAGGGGCGCAAGGCCACGAGCUUCACUCCAACGCCAGACGCGCUGCUGGCGGGCAUGAUGGGAGGUGGCAACAGGGCGGUCGGCGGCGCCGCCACGCCGCUGGGCGGCGCCGGCACCCCGCUGGGCGGCGGCUUCGGCACGCCGAUGGGCCUGCGGACCCCAAUGGGGCUGCGCACGCCGACAGGUCUGCGCACCCCUAUGGGCCUGCGCACCCCGAUGGGCCUGCGCACCCCGCAUGGGGCUGGCACGCCGAUGGGCAUGCACACGCCGAUGAGUGGCAUGCACACGCCGAUGGGCAUGCACACGCCGAUGAGCGGCAUGCACACGCCGAUGGGCAUGGCCACGCCGAUGGGCAUGCGGACACCGAUGGGCAUGGCGACGCCAAUGGGAAUGCAUACGCCCAUGGGCAUGCACACGCCGAUGGGGAUGCGGACGCCAGGCAUGCGCACCCCAGGCCUCCGGACCCCAGGCACUCCGCACACGCCCCAUGGCGGGGGCGGCUCGCUCAACGACCUCGGGGAGGCGCGCGGCACCGUGCUUGCAGUGAAGCUGGAUAGGAUCAUGGACAGCGUGACGGGUCAGACCGUCAUGGACCCGAAGGGCUACCUGACAGAUCUGAACGCACUGCAGGUGCAGUCCGACGCAGACAUCAGCGACAUCAAGAAGGCGCGCACGCUGCUGAAGAGCGUGAUCACCUCCAACCCGAAGCACGGCCCCGGUUGGAUCGCCGCGGCCCGCCUGGAGGAGGUGGCCGGCAAGGUGCAGUCCGCCCGCCAGCUCAUCGCCCAGGGCUGCAAGCACUGCCCCAACAACGAGGACGUUUGGCUCGAGGCCGCGCGGCUGGAGAAGCCCCAGAACGCGAAGGCAGUCGUCGCGAAGGCGGUGAAGUCCCUGCCGCACAGCGUGCGGCUCUGGAUCGACGCGGCGAACCGCGAGCAGGACGUGCAGGCGAAGGCCCGGGUGCUGCGGAAGGCCCUGGAGUUCAUCCCGAACUCUGUCCGCUUGUGGAAGGAGGCUGUCAGUCUGGAGGACGAGGUGGAGGCCCGCGUGAUGCUCGCGCGCGCCGUGGAGUGCGUGCCCCACAGCGUGGAGAUGUGGCUGGCCCUGGCGAAGCUCUCCUCGUACAAGGAGGCGCAGCGGGUGCUCAACGAGGCCCGCAAGCACAUCCCCACCAGCCCGGUCAUCUGGGUCACGGCGGCGAAGCUCGAGGAGACUCAGGGCAACGAGAAGAUGGUCGAGCUCAUCCUCACGCGUGCCAUCGACUCGCUCGCGGCGAACGGUGUCACGCCAGACCGUGACAUGUGGCUGAAGCAGGCCGAGGAGGCAGAGAAGACCGGGUUCAUCAAGACGUGCCAGGCCAUCGUUAAGGUCACCAUCAAGGUCGGGGUCGACGAGGACGUCAAAGGCAUGAAGCAGAACUGGAUCCAGGACGCAGACGCGGCCAUCAACAGAAACUCCAUCGAGGUGUCGCGUGCCAUGUACAAUAACGCCGUCAUGCAUCUGAAGAACAAGAAGGGCCUCUGGCUACGACUCGCGGAGCUGGAGACGAAGUACGGCACCUCGGAGUCCCUCGACAACGUGCUGCAGCGCGCGGUCACGUACUGCCCACACGCCGAGAUCCUGUGGCUCAUGGCGGCCAAGCAGAAGUGGCUCCGCGGAGACGUCGCGUCGGCCCGCCGCAUCCUCGCCGAGGCGUUCAGCCACUCCAAGGACUCGGAGGCGAUCCACUUGGCCGCCGUGAAGCUGGAGAGCGAGAACAACGAGAUCCAGCGUAGCCGCCUGCUUCUCGCGAGGGCUCGGCAGCAGUGCAACACGCCGAAGGUGUGGAUGCAGUCCGUGCAGCUGGAGAGGGAGCAGGGCCUCUUCCAGCAGGCGCUCCACCUCUGCGAGGAAGGCCUGCGGGAGCACCCCUCCUACGCGAAGAUGUGGAUGAUCGGGGGGCAGAUCCACAUGGAGAAGUCGCCGCCCGAGCUGCUGGAGGCCGCCAAGUUCUUCGAGCGCGGGCUGACCAAGUGCCCGCGCAGCGUGCCGCUCUGGCUCUGCGGGGUGGAGUGCGAGGUGCGGCAGCAGAAGUACACGAAGGCGCGCUCCCUGCUGGAGAAGGCGCGCCUGAGGAACCCCGGCGCGGACCUGCUCUGGCUCAAGGGGGUCGAGGUCGAGAUGAUGGACGGCAGCGAGAGGCUGGCGCACCAUCUCAUGAGCCGCGCCCUCCAGGAGUGCCCCACCAGCGGCAUCAUGUGGGCGAAGGCCGUGGAGCUCGAGCCGAAGCAGGGGCAGAACGCGAAGAGCGUGGACGCCCUCAAGAAGUGCGAGAACGACGCGCACGUGAUCGUCUCCGUGGCGAAGCUCUUCUGGCGGGACGGGAAGAACGCAAAGGCCAGGAAGUGGUUCAACCGUGCGGUGACGCUGAACCCGCGCCUGGGCGACGCCUGGGGGGCCUACCUGGCCUUCGAGCUCGAGCACGGCACCGCGCAUGAGCAGCGGGAGGUGAUCCGCAAGUGCGUGGAUGCGGAGCCCAACCAGGGCAUCGACUGGAACCGCGUCGUGAAGAGGGUCGGGAACUGGCGCGCGAAGUGGGCCGUGAAGCUCAAGCGCUACAUCGAGGAGAUGUACGCCGCCGAGCUCGCCGCCAAGGAGCUCAACCGCGAGGUGGAGCUGCUGCUGCAGGGCGAGGACCCCUACGCCGCCAUGGCCGCCGCGGCGGAGGCGGAGGCCGCGGAGAAGGAGGAGGGCGUGGAGGUCAAGGACGAGGCGGGCGUCACGAAGCGCGAGGCCUUCGAGCCGGCCAAGGAGUUCCAGGGUGCGCGGCCGGGCUGGGCCUUCAAGAUGGGCUCGCGCGGCCUGGGCUACUACCGGGACGCGAAGCAGGAGGCGGUCAAGGCGGAGAAGAAGGAGGAGAAGAAGGAGAAGGGCAAGGCGGAGCCGGAGGUCAAGGACGAGAAGAAGGAAGAGAAGAAGGAGGACAAGAAGAAGUGAGGUCGCCGCGGCCACUCUGCCGCCAGUCGGCCCCCCGCAGGAGGAGGACCAUUUCGCGGGAAAGGAAGGAGGGCGGCGGUCCCGGUGGCCCGACCAAGGUAGACGCUUGGCAGUCUCUGUCGUAUCAGCUCUGGCCACUUGCGUGCACCGCUCCGAGCCGCGGUGGCCCGUCGGAGCUCCGUGGGAUCUCCCGCGCAGCGCGCGUCGCGUGUCGAGCUAGGCAGGUCGCGGGCUCGAUCCUCUAUGUCUAUAUGCGCGCUGCGAAUCGACUCGCUCCUUUUUCGCACCUCU